Staurois parvus is the source of this 219-nucleotide messenger RNA. The record is from the annotation of a GenBank genome assembly. NCBI's taxonomy places the organism in Eukaryota, Metazoa, Chordata, Amphibia, Anura, Ranidae.
AUGUCCACUAAAACUACCAGCACCAAUAACAUAGCACAAGCAAGGAGAACCGUCCAGCAACUCCGAGUGGAGGCGUCUAUAGAGAGAAUAAAGGUUUCCAAAGCGUCGGCUGAUCUCAUGCGUUACUGUGAUGAGCAUGCCAAGAACGACCCUUUGCUUAUGGGCAUUCCAGCGUCAGAGAACCCCUUCAAGGAUAAAAAGCCUUGCAUUAUAUUGUAG